GGUUAAGCUGUAACAAAUGCGAAAACCACAUAACACCAAUCAAUGAUAACUUUGGGUAAAAAAAUACAUAUAAAACUUGCUCGACAAAUUCUUACGUUCAACAUCAACACAGCUGAUAGACAGUCGCCCUUUGACCGGUAUUCAUUCAUUGGUUCCUUAUAUUUAAAAUCGUUGUAAAUACUGUCUUAAGGCAAACCAAUCACAGAGCCGAGCAUCUCUCUUAAGACGGUCUCGAAAUAAAAAUCGAGUAUGAAUAUCGGCCUUUGUGUCGCGAGGCGCGUUUCAGGGGCUUCAGGAUAUGUCGCCACCUCCUGGCAUAAGCGAGCAUUUGUAUUGAUUGUAUCGAUUAUAUUGUCCAAUUAGGUGGAUUUCUGCGAUUUCAAUGUCGCAAUGCGAAUGGCCAACGGGCUCGGCUUGCCGCCCGAAGAAUCGCCAUUUAUACAAUUCGCGAAAAUCGAUUUCUAUCGAUGCGAUAGGUCUAACAAGGAGCUUUCGCGAUCGCUCAGAUCUCAACAUGUCCGACGAAAAGGAGAACGUUCGCACGCCUGACGGCAUAAGUGAAGUUAGUAUAUACGGUACUCCUAGAAACGUAUCUUUUGAUAGUGAGCACGAUUUGUCGUUAAACGCGACGCCGAGGAGAGAUCGCGACGACGCCCUUCAACAGGAAGAGACGUACGUCACGCCGUCGUUCGAGAAGUUCCUACAGUGGAGGCAGAAUCGUUCUCCGGAAAAUACUCCGUUUACGUCCGCGCCGACGAUGAUGCGCGAUGAGGAUCACGAGGGCACGCCGAAAGCGUCAUUGUGCAACGAGUCGUUGGUCGAGCAAGUAAAUCAGCUCAGCUUGUCCUCGCUGAGACGUCCACGCGCGACCUCGACACUCACGAAGUUGGAUACGAUUCUGAACGUCGUGGAAAGCAUGGGAAGCCCCGAGAAGGAAUGUAUCCGCGAGGGGCAAAUUUCGCAGGCCGAAUGCACGGGGAAUGCGGAUAGGUCGUCGUCGAUUUGUGGCCUUAACGAAAUCUCGGCGGAUGACGCGACGAAGGACGACUUGACAUCCGAUUACUCGACCACGGAAUCGACCGUGCGGAACAACGACGGUUCGUCGUUGAAGGUGACGUCCGACAGUUCGAUCGAUCAGCUUCCGCCACGAGGGACGAAACAAAGCGACCGUCCAAGCCGAGAGGACGCGAUCGUCGAUUCCGCAGAUCCAAAGACAAAGGUGGCUCGUAAUCCCGUGAAUGCGGAAUCGAUUCGCUCGCCCGAUCACUCGGGAACGUCCGCGUCGUCCAACAAUCCGAGCUUCAUUGGGGACGGCGAGACCUUCGAAACGGACACGUUCGACGAUCUGUACCAUCACAACGUCGAGUGGGCACAGCAUUACUUGGAGCGAAUGAUGAAGAAGCAGAGUGGUGGGAGUCGUUGCUUUGGGAGUCAUUGGUCGAAGAAGAUCAUAAACAUGUCUAACAUAUGUCGAUCGCCUCAACGAUCGCCAAAAUCGAAGAAAUCUAAGGAAAAGGACUGCGCGGAUGCGAGACCGAGUUCACCAGUGCGUGAAAAUACGAGCACGACGAUGGACACCCCACAACGCAGAGCAAGUCCGCCUCUCAAGCUGCGUUUCGCGACGGCCAGGCAAAAGAGUCAGGUCCAGACAUCCGAAAAAUUCAGGCCAGAUGUUCCGUUUCCACCGUCGCACAAAAUGACAGUGGCAGAAGUCUUCGACGAACGAACAGGAUCUCCGCGGCCGGAGGUCCUGAAGCAACACUUUAUCCUCGAAGGUAGGAUCGACGAGGCCGCGGCUCUUCGUAUAAUCAACGAGGGAGCCGCCCUUCUACGUUUGGAGAAGACUAUGAUAGACAUCGAGGCACCGGUCACCGUAUGCGGCGACAUUCACGGACAGUUCUACGACCUGAUGAAGUUAUUCGAGGUGGGCGGUCCACCCUCCUCGACCAAAUAUCUCUUCCUCGGUGAUUAUGUUGACAGGGGUUAUUUCAGUAUCGAGUGCGUAUUGUACCUGUGGGCGCUGAAACUGUGCCAUCCUACCACACUCUUCCUCCUCAGAGGUAAUCACGAGUGCCGUCAUCUCACGGAAUACUUCACAUUUAAGCAGGAAUGUAAAAUAAAAUACUCCGAGAGGGUGUACGACGCGUGCAUGGAUGCCUUCGAUUGUUUGCCGCUCGCCGCCCUCAUGAACCAACAGUUCCUCUGCGUACACGGUGGCCUGUCGCCGGAAAUUCACAAUUUAGAAGACAUUCGCAAACUGGACAGGUUCAAAGAGCCGCCGGCGUACGGGCCGAUGUGCGACCUCCUCUGGUCGGAUCCUCUCGAGGACUUCGGCAACGAGAAGAACGCGGAGCAUUUCUCUCACAAUAGCGUCAGGGGUUGUUCAUACUUUUACAGUUACGCGGCGUGUUGCGACUUUCUGCAAAACAACAAUUUGCUCAGCAUCAUAAGGGCGCACGAGGCUCAGGACGCCGGAUAUCGCAUGUACCGAAAGUCCCAGACGACGGGCUUCCCGUCGCUCAUCACCAUCUUUAGCGCGCCCAACUAUCUCGACGUGUACAACAACAAGGCGGCGGUUUUAAAGUACGAGAACAACGUGAUGAAUAUCAGGCAGUUCAAUUGUUCGCCACACCCGUAUUGGUUGCCCAAUUUCAUGGAUGUUUUCACAUGGUCCCUACCGUUUGUCGGCGAGAAAGUCACAGAAAUGUUGGUGAACGUGCUGAACAUUUGCUCGGACGACGAGCUGAUGAGCGACGGUGAUGACGCGCUCGAGGAAGAUGUCGCAGCCAAAGUCGUUGUCCAAAAAAAGAAUGGUGCAGCAGCCAAUCUACGUAAGGAGGUGAUCAGAAACAAGAUCAGAGCCAUUGGCAAAAUGGCACGGGUGUUCUCCGUCCUGAGAGAGGAGAGCGAGAGCGUGCUGCAGUUGAAAGGCUUGACACCGACUGGCGCUUUACCACUCGGUGCAUUAUCUGGUGGCAAAACCUCUCUGAAAAACGCUCUCCAAGGCUUCUCGCCGAAUCACAAAAUUACCUCGUUCGCCGAGGCCAAGGGCUUGGACGCCAUAAACGAAAGAAUGCCACCGAGGAAAGACGCACCGCCCACGCCGGUGAACGAGGAGAAAGCCGUGACAAAGCCGCCGCCUCCUGCGGGAGACAAGCGGGACCACAACAUGCCGCAACCGCAGUCGUGAGCCCCACACUCGUCCACUCAAGAUGGCGGAUGGAUGGACGGGUCCUAAGAUCCCGGCGCUAUCGCCGCCACCACCGAACAUUUGCAAACCAUUGCUCGUCCCCCUCCCCCCUCCCCCCGGCUGUUAUACAACAGUGCACUGUUCAUCGAGAAGCCAGGAGAAACCAUCGGCGUCGCAUGGAGAAUAUCAGGAACGGACGGACAGACAGUCGCGAAGGGAAAGCAACUUUUUGUCGAUGCGAUUUUGAACGAGCAUCAUCAUCGGUCCCGGUGCACGCAUAGCGGAGGAAAGCAACAGCAGCAGCAACAGCAGUCAAGGAAAGGGGGCUGCAUGAACAUCUAGAAAUAGGCGUCCACUCGGUCAUUUCGUGGCGAGCCUCCUCUUCUCUUGGAGGAUUUGCCUCCGUGUCUCUUUUUCGCGUACGCUCGCGAAUGGAGAACGAGAACGUUAGCCUCCCUUCUGUCGAUGAGCCACACGCGCGCGCCGACGUUCUCCGAUCUCUCCGCGAUUUGCAUAAUUAUUCCUUGCUCUUUUUUCUCUCUAACUCUCUUUUUUUCCUUACCUUCGCUCUCUCGUAAUUCCUCGCUCUUCUCUCCUCUUUCCCAACAUCCACGAACGUAUACAUUAUCCGCGUGUUUCUCGCGGAUUAAUCGAUCCGAUGUACAUACGCACGCGCGCGUGUAUGUACGUAUCAACGACGAGCGGGACGUUAGGGCGCGAUAUAUCUUGUAGAUAGAUUCGUUUACACGUCGAACGGAUCGGAUGUUCAUGCACGGGGAAGGACGACGAUUCCUCCUCCCCUCCGUUCCCGCCGGGCACCAUUAUUUCUCACCUGUGUCUUUCCUUUUCUGGCGCGGAAAAGCGAGGAGAGAACGUACGGCUCGCGCGCGGUUUACGUCUAUCGAACGAGAGGAAUCGCAUAGACAGUGUGAAAGAGAGAGAAUGAGAGGGAGAGAAAGAGAAAGAGAGAACGCGGACGAGCGGUCUCCGCCAAAGAAACAAAGAAGGCAGCUGGCCUGUCGUCAUGAGGCGGAGCUUCCGGUUUUAGGAUUUUAUUAGGUUCUUAAGAUGUGUCCGCCCUGGGUGACGCGUAAGGGCAUCCCCCGCGCCACGGGGUGGGGUUACUUAAAUCUUAAGUCGAGCUAAGCUUAGGUAAGCUAAGUCGUAAAUUAUAUAUAAAUAUAUAUAUAUAUAUAUAUAAAUAUAUAAAUGUAUAUAUAUAUAUAUAUAUAUAUAUAUAUAUAUAUAUAUAUAUAUAUAUACAUACAUAUAUGAUAUCGGAGAAUUUAUUUAAUAUACAUAAAUAUUAUAAAUAUUAUAUAUUAUUAUUAUCAUUAUUAUUAAUUAUUCAUUAUGUAAUCCGAAUACCGUGUUUUUCGCUGCCGCGCGUGCACACGUCCGUCACGAUCGCAUGAAAUAAUUAACGCGCGAAAGAAAUGUACGUCGAGCGCGCGCAUCGUUUCCAAGUACACUCAUUAGGGACAUAAUUUAUCUUGGCCGUUCUGCACCGAGGAUUCAUUCCACACAAUCUCGUUUGUGCGAUAUCGAAGAAAAUAUCUCGUUUUCGUUGUAUCUCCAUUUUCAACUGCGCACGGCCACGAUCUUACACGCAAGAUAUUCGUUAUCUAUUAAGUUAUUGAGGUGAAUCUCGCCACGUUGUACAAUGAUCGUCAGAUCCAGCUUGAUCUCAAUAAUAAUCGGGUUUUUUUUUCCUCGUUAAAAUUGAGUUACCGAUUAUGAUAUCGUCUAAAACCUCGCUCGUAUUACGCACCGUAGCGUCGGGCUGGAAUCUAUUCAUCUUAUUGUAAUCUUAUAUGUGAUCUCUAUGAACUUCCGUUUUGUCAUGUAUCUUGUUAUAAGUAAAUUUUAGAAUUACAUAUGUCGAAAACGAGAUAAUUUUGAAUAAUAGUACUUUUCUUGACGAAAACGUCAAGAAGAGACUUCAUCUCGCAUGAACGAAGAUCUCAAAACCCGGAUAUUUACAUAUUUAUCAGUGAACUGACAUAUAUGCUCGUUUAGAUAUGUGAUGCAUAUCUCUUGCUCCGACUAGUCGCACAAGUUUACUAGAGAGAACUGUGCAAAUUGAAACGAUUGCAGGCACGCCCGGUGGGGCGAUCGUAACACGCUAUCCGGGCGUGAGCUCCGCCAAUAUAGGCUCGAAAUUAAAAUCCGAUAGUAGGUCAUAAUGGUGCUGAAGAAACGUGCAAGCUAGCAAGAGUUAAAGAAAGACAAGACGAUGCGUUUUUUAAAGGGAGGCAGCACCCUGCGUCACACAUGCAAAAGCGUUCUAUUAUAUCUUGAACGCGUGCCCCUGCCUGAUGUAAACCUGAAUACAGCCACACUCUGCUUAGGUGCCGGAAGUGGAUCCUUGUCGUCAAUUUGACGACAGAACGGUACAGAACGGCCGAGCCAGACAAAACUCGAGAACCGUAAUCGCGAGAUGACAACGUGCCGUAAAUGAUUUUCGUGAUGAAAAAAAAAAAUGAUAUAUUACAGUUUUGCGAGUUACUUAUUUCGAGGGGUGAAUUCCACGGGGAAUUAUAAUCGCUAGAGAGUAUAAAAUAUGCGUUUCUCGUUGCGGGAAACGUACGCGAUCGUCGAGACGCUUCCGCUUCGAUCGUCCGCGCUGUCACGCGCUCAAUACGCUUUGUCGCACGUGACGUCCCGAGGAUAAUCAGAAUCGAGGGCGGCUACUCUCGUCUCUCGUCUGUAAUAUUUAUAGUAAUAAUCGCUCGCGGUCGUAUCGUGGGAUUUUGUCGUCGUUUUCGCUGUUUUUUCUACCUCUUCUCUAGAAAUCGGAGACGUCGCGCCUUAGCGGGCUUCGUGAGCUGAAUUGGCGUCGGUUGCGCAGCGCGGACGAUCGCAAGCCUAAUCAUAUCGGGUACCGGGAAGGAGGAGAAAGUAAAUGAGAGAUUCGAAGCAAAGAGCAUCUCCGGAAGCCGAAUGGCGGCAUCGUCAGCGUGUUACGGUCUGAAACAUAAUAAAAGUAAUGAAAAGAAUAUUAUAAUAAAUGAAAUAAGAUAUAUAUCUCUUUCUUCUCACUACGAUAUAAAAUAUACAGUGAAUAAUAAUUCUAUCUCUCUUUGCUACCAAGUUGUACUUAUUCUUAAUUAAUUUACUUGUACAAAAGAAUGUGUUAAAUAAUAAUGAAAUAUAUAAUAUAAUAUACAACACAAUUAUAAAUAAUACAUAUUAUAAUUAUAAAUAUAAAUAUAUAUAAAUAUAUACAUAUAUAUAUAAAGAUGAAGCACUACGGAUAUAUACAGGAUAUCCCAGAGCUAUCGUCACUCCUUUCAUCUGUGAAUUUCCUCGCUGACUUUUCCUUGAAUGUAAAUUUCCACAAGUGUGUCAUCGAUUUUCCACAAUUUAAUUCUCGAAACAAGAAUAAGACCUAAAGUACAAUUUUUCGAGGUUCGCCAGUAGUUCGAAAGGUAACAGUGCCAUUUCUAUUAAGGAAUCGAUUCCAAAUCGAUCGAAGAAUUCCCGGAUGAAAGAAGCUGCCACACAAUUUCGGGACACCCUGUAUACACACGUGUAUACAUAUACAUUACAGUGUUGGUUAUCUGAUGUUGCCACAUCAUUAUGAUUACGACACGAUUAUUAUUCAUUUUAAUUCUUAUUAUUGCCAUUGUCACUGCUGUCGCCGUUACAAUCAUUGCUGCACACUGUUAUCACUUGUACGCUAUCGCGAAACACGAGACGCAUACGCGUUCGGCGCUAUAGUGAUUUUGACAAAAUGAGAUGACACGCGGGUCAAAUUAAUAAAUGCGCAUAUGCUACAUAUACAAUUGCGAUCGUUGCUUGCAAGGCUACGAUACGACGAGGGUGACAUGAUAAUGAUGAUUCAGAACGCGAACUGAAGUCGCUCCCGUCUCUAUCCUUUGGUUGUAGAAGCGAUCCGUUUUAUGAAUGCGAGGAGAGAAUACUAACGUGUGAACGCGAAGAAUGUAUUAAAGGACUUCCCUUUCGCAUACACACGAACUUUCACGGACCAUCCACCUUUCGGAUAACAGUCUUGACUUGUGCCUUGUUUAGACGUUUCCAAUCAUUUCCAAUCGACUCGCGCUUCGAUUUCCAACCACCGUGCUCACUCGAACAAACUCAUAUCCGACGUUGUUCCUUUACGAAAGAAAUAUUUGAUAAAUUCAAUGCGAUCACGCGCGUCUCCGCCGUUGUCCUUUUUCAUGAAGAAACGGUCUUCCUCGGUGACUUUUUGCGGACGAAGAAAUUGAUUCGUCGCGCUUUCUCUCGGUGAUGUAGCAUAAAUUCUUAGAGCUUUUACGAUAAAAUUAAUUAAUUUUACUCUGAGAGCCGCGGCGUUAUCUCGGACUGAGGAUCUAUCCUGCGUAGAACGAUCUGGCAGCAUGCGAUUACUUCAUCAACGCAUGCGAACAUCCUAUUCAUUCAUUUGAGAAUAUAGCGUCGUGCCGACAUCAAAUAUAUGCGUUUUAUAUCCUACCAUAGAUACAAUACACGCGACAGUAUCGCCAUAUGUAGGACGCGAGUUUGGGUCACUCUCUUUAUAUCUAUAUCAAACGCAAAGCGAGAAAAAUAGUCAUGUAUACAUGCUAAAAUAUACGCCACACGUGCGUGCUAUAUAUGUACAGAGUGCCUCGCGACAAACUAUAUUUAUAAGCUUACUGUAUAAUUUAAGAUCAGUUCUCUUUUAAAAAUGGUUCCUUACUAUUCAUUUAAUUUUAACUGGAUUUUUUUUAAGGCUUUAUUAUUUAUGGCUCAGUCAUUGUGAUAUAAUAUUUUUAAAAGCACGAAGUAAUAAAAGAAAAGGUGACAUUAAAAUUAUUGUUAAGGAAAAGACUUUGAGCUCUACAAAGAGCUUGUCAUCCAUUAUUUGUCAUGUAAAUCGCGCAACGCUCUGUAUAUAGAAACACACGCAUAAUUUAGAUAUUAUAUACGUAAAGCCUGUAUUUUCUGCGUUAGUUUGCGUAAAGCCUCAUUUCGUCACACAUACACACACACCUACAUACAUUAAUGAUAAGUAAACCGUUUAAGCGGCGUCUCAUUAUCAUCGUAACAGAAUCGUUUAACUUCGAAAGCGUCUUUCAGGGGAGAAGCUGGCGCUUUUGUGUGGCUGAGCGCGAUCUACUGUAACAGUCCUUGUGUUCUUCUUUUUUUUUGCAAGCGACUGAACUAAAGUGCUCUGUGUGACUUCGUAGCUAUGUUGCGUUCUAUACGUGAACUCGAUGACGUACCUUCAUUAACAUAUGACUUAGCAUGGAAUCAAGCUUCACUUCGUACAAGCAAAGACCUUGUUGGAUUCGAGUCUAUUGCAACAAUUCUCGUUAUUGUCGGAAUUAUAAAAACUAUAAAGUAAAAAUUUGCGCGAUAAUUUUUCCCGAUUGUAAAUGCGAUGCGAAACAGAUUCGCCAAGGAGAAAUUCACGCUCCUUCUCUUUAUCAUCUGAAUAUAUAUCGCCUUUGCAAUAUUAUCGUUACCACUGUUGUUGAGCUUUUCUUUAAUUAUCUCCAGUAUUAUCGUUCUUUCUUUUUGUAAAAAUUCUGAGAAAAGGAAUAAAAAAAUAGAAUUUUAAAGGAGACCUCUCCCCUUUCGAGUCGCAUCGAACGCAAUUUAAUCGAGUUUCACUGAGAAAUAAUUUUAUGUACCUGUUACGACUGAUUAUUAUCAUGUACAUCGCUAAGGACAGUGAGAGAGAGAAUACGUGUACAUGUAUGUACAUACACAUGCCUGCGCGCGCGUAUGUAUAUAUAUUUAUAUAGUAUGUUAUCAUACUGUUACGAUUGUUUUAUAACUAUCGUUAUGUCAUUGGCUGCUUGUUAUCGACGGCUUGCGAUCGGCUAAUUACAUCGCUGAACCGUAUGUACAUAUCGAGUUUUAAAAAGGGCACGUGGCCUCGCGGAGAGCGUGCAUAUGGAACAGAGUCAGUUGCAUAACGAUUUAGUCAAUUUCUAUUAAAAAUUAGCUGGACGUAGUGGUCCUUGAGAUUCUUCGCUUUCUUUUCAUUGCUGCAUUUUUGCAGAAAAGAUAUAACAGCAAGAUUCUCAUAAUGACAAUUUUUCUUAGAAUUUCUGACAUAAUUUUUAAAAACAGAAAUUUAUUAUUUUUUUAUUAUUAUUUAGAUAGAAAUAUAAAUAUAACUUUAAAUUCUUUUUACAAUUUCUACAUAAUUUUAACUUUUUUUUUUAGAACAUUUCUAAUUUUUUGCAUGAAUUGGAGCACUUUACAGAAAUAUUGAAAAAAAAACCUACAUCUUUUCUAGAAUUUGUUACACGUGUAAAUUUUGAAAUGUUCUAAGAUUUCUUAUUACAUAAUUUGCAAAGAUUGGAGAAUUGGAAAACUUAGUUAUUUACAUAGUUACUUUAAAUGACAUGGUGCAACAGACCUACGCCGUACGCACGCAUCCUGAGCCCAGUUAUUUAAGGCGUGCAACGUUCACCUGCAUAUCACUUGCACAAUUGUUUUUGCAUAUGAUGCGCGGAAGAUAAACAUCUUAUGAUCUCUUUAACGAGCGACUGAAAAGAAGAAAAACCGUGUUCUGAGAGAGUUAUAUGAACAGGUCGAAUCUUAUAAGUACAUUAACGUUGCCGUUAACGUAUUUUAUUGAGAUUCCCUUGUUUCGUCAUAAAUUUCAACACUUUGGUUGCAUCCUGUCCGAUCGAGAAGCUCGAAUGUAGGAUAUUUCUCACGAAUAUUAAAUUAUUAUUUUAAUCUCUUUCUCUCUCUUUCUCUCUUUCUUUUUCUGGUUAUUUCGCGCGGCAAUAUCUGUAAAGCAUGGCGUGAUCGCAUUUCCCUAUUUAAUAACUGUACCUGUCUAAAGCGUGUCGUUUAAUUAAAUCUAUUUUCUACGCUCUGUGCCAGCGUCGUGUUUGGCGUUUUACAUGAUAGAUAAGAGUCCCGGAAUCGUGCGAAAGUUAACGCGACGUGUCGCCGCCCGGAGUAUGUAAGAAGGCUGUAAGAAGAGGAAACACGUUGGAGUUUUUUCGCGACACUUGACCUUUUCCAAACAACAACCACAGAAAAAAAAUAAGAAAUAUGUAGCCUUAGACUCCGUUUCUCUUGUUCCUUUCACGCGAGCGUCGUCCGGUGGAUGUGACGUAUCUACUUGAGAAUGAAAUCCGUACAGAAUAUAAUAAAUACAUCGGAAAUGUGCGCGUAUGUGUGUAUGUGUGUGCUCUUCCCAUCCAACUUUGCAGAUAUAGAAGAAUCAGAUUUACAUAUGUCGCCAGUUUUUUUUUGCGUAAUAGACAAGGUCGUAAAACUUGAGAGGCUCAUUAAACUUGUUGAUGAUCGCUGGAAUAAAAGUUGCCAUAUUAUUAAUUUGAAUGUUAAAUUAGUUGAUUGACAUUCAAACUGUCGACUUUUAAUUUAGCAAGAUCUAUUUUCGGAAGAAACGCUUCUCUGCUAAGAGGAAAACGUACGAGAAGACAAUCUCUCGGUAAAGAAUUGCUUUUUGAUUCGUAAUUUGUUGAAUGUCUUCCCGCAAUAUCAUUUUAUAAUACACGCAGAAAAAUCUUGCGGUAAGUAAUUAUUAAAUUACUUAAAAAAAAAAUAAAAAAUACAUUUGAUGGGUUCGAGAGUAUUCAAGCGGUAAAUUCAAAGUCUGAUGCGUCGAAUCUGUCACUUCGUUUCCUAAAUUUUACUUUACGAAGCAACAUCCAAAUCUUUCGUGGAAAAGUUUUGUGUCCACUUGUAAUUUUAAUCUCUGUUUAACUUACUUUGUAACUUUUUUCGAGUUCUAAGAAUUAAAAGAUCGAAGACAAAAUAAAUCGAGAUUAAAGUUGAUCUACUUUGAUAGAAAUGAGCCUUAGAAAUUUGAAAAAUGUGAGAGAAAAAUGCUUUCAGUUCACUCGUCACCGUUCGCGUUACUCUAAGCUGACUGCUAUAACGUAAAAUGAAAGAAAGAGAGAUAGAGAGAAGAUGCAAGGAGAUGGUCUUUAUUGGAGCACACAUCCAUCGGGCGACGGCCGUCAGCAACGCGCGAGAGCCGUAAAUUCGGGCUUGAUAACUUCUCGCGACAUUCGAGGAAUGGCAUUCAACGAUAAUGGGAAAUAACUGUACAUACACGUGCGUUUAUUAUUAUCUAUAAUACUUACUACUACGAGACUUAUUCCUAAGAGAUCUUUUGGCUAAAAUACUUUAUAGAAGCGAGACUCUGAUCGCGGAUGGAGACAAAAGAAGAAAAAAAAAAAGAGCGAGGACUGCAUCGCAUACAUUGUUUAGCGCCAUUGUGACUCUAUAAUCCCCUUCUUGAGAAAAUAAGCAUGUACACACAUGUGCACAUGUGCAAGUACGCGCACAUGUAUGUAUAUACUUAUUAUAUUUGUUUAUAUAUACAUAUACAUGACACGCGCGUAUAUAGACGCAUCGGUACUAUUAUUAUUAUCAUUAUUAUGGUUACACGGUUCUUAUCAUUAUUGAUAUCGUCUUCACUAUUAUAAUUAUCAUUGUCGUGUGAAGAGAAUACGAUGAGUAAUUAUUAUAAAAAUAAAUAAAAGAGAAAAAUCUUACUUAUACAUAAUUAUAAAUACGUCAUGACGAUAUAUUCGUAACGAUUAAUUAUUACGGUAAACAUAACGACAUUAUUAUUACUAUUAUAAAUAACAUCCUAUUCCCCAUCUGUUGUGAAUGUUUACGUUGUUUUAUGAUAUUUAGAAUAUUCUAAAAAUAAAGUCUAUAAUUUCCACGAA
Solenopsis invicta (red fire ant) is the source of this 11853-nucleotide messenger RNA. Its product is annotated as serine/threonine-protein phosphatase 2B catalytic subunit 2. The record is from RefSeq and is a predicted model, not a curated record. Gene Ontology annotation, cellular component: cytoplasm; calcineurin complex. Bases 383 to 3190 code for a protein of 935 amino acids. The transcript has 15 exons. Gene Ontology annotation, molecular function: calmodulin binding; calmodulin-dependent protein phosphatase activity. NCBI's taxonomy places the organism in Eukaryota, Metazoa, Arthropoda, Insecta, Hymenoptera, Formicidae. Gene Ontology annotation, biological process: calcineurin-mediated signaling.